Carcharodon carcharias (great white shark) is the source of this 1544-nucleotide messenger RNA. It is a transcript of the gene igsf8, whose product is annotated as immunoglobulin superfamily, member 8. The record is from RefSeq and is a predicted model, not a curated record. The transcript is spliced from 6 exons. NCBI's taxonomy places the organism in Eukaryota, Metazoa, Chordata, Chondrichthyes, Lamniformes, Lamnidae. Bases 90 to 1466 code for a protein of 458 amino acids.
UUUGUGUUCCUGCUGCUCUGUUUUGACAUCUUACUCUCCCUGUUCCCGAGUUUCUCCCUUUCUUGAGAGACACACUGCCACCUGCAGUCAUGUCGAGCACAGAGACAGCUCCCGGGAUAAUCCUAACACUUGCUGCCUUCAUUGGAAUGUCGAGUCCCUGGCUGGUGCAAGUGCCCAGGGGCCCUCUGCACAGGAUCGAGGGGACCCACGUUAUCAUCCCCUGCAACGCGACCUCUGACCAGAGCGGUGGUGAGCGGGACUUUUGGUGGUCGGUCUUCAAGCCUGAAGCAGCCAUUGCCUCGAUCGGAUUGAUCAGCACGCGGGACCCAAAAUACCCCGACCCCACCUAUGGGCCCCGCGUCGGGGCAAGAGAGAUCUACCUCUACAAGCCCUCCCCUGUCUCCGUGGAGCUGCACCUCACCCACCUACAGAAGGACGAUGCGGGAGAGUACGAGUGUAAGACGGACACGAUGGCCAGGGUGUACCCGGCCUCAAAGAGUGCCAGGGUUGAGCUGAAAGUCCUCGCCGAUACCCUGCAGCUGUCCGGACCCUCAGGUGAGCCCCCCAGCCUGGCCCUACACGAAGGUGAGACCCUCGCCCUCCAGUGCCGUGCUGCGACCCUUACGCUGCUGCACACCCACCUCUCGGUCACCUUCAGCCUGAACCGGAGCAGCACCGGGGAGCGGGAGAUGGUCAUUGGGAUCGGCCGGGACCUGACGGUGGAGGGCAAGGAACAGGGGGCCUAUUGGUCCCGAUACGCCCGGGGUCAGAUCAGGGUCGAGAAGGUCAGAGGUGACAGCUACCACCUGAGGGUUGACCAGGUGAAGCCCCAGGAUGCAGGACGGUAUUACUGCGCGGCAGCAGAGUGGAUCCAGGACCCUGGCAUGAGCUGGAAGAAGAUUCUUGAACGGACAAUCCCUUUGGCAGAUGUGUCCAUCUUGGAAAAUGACGUGACGCUGGGCGCCGUGGCCUCGGUGGCCCCGGCCACCUUCUACCGGGGCGACACCGUCGACCUUCACUGCAACGUCAGCCUGGGGACCAGGCCGGACGGGCCGGAGCUGAGCCUGGCCGUGGGCUGGUGGUCCGAGCGGGAGGCUCCCCUGGCCCUGGUGGACCACCGGGGCGUCAGCCUGCCCGCCCGCCUGGCCGGCCGGACCCCGGCGGGCAGCUGGCUGGCCACCGACCGCCCCUCCCCCCUCUGCUUCCGCCUGCGCAUCCACCGGGCCCGGCCGGAGGACCAGGGGCCUUACCGCUGUCAGGUGACGCUCUGGGCCCGACGCCAGGGUCAGCGCUGGCACCGGGCGGCCUCGGCUCGGUCGGAGCCCGCCACCCUCUUCCUCUACCUGGCACCCUCCGACACGCUGCUGGUCCCCAUGGUGAUCGGAGUGGCCAUCUCCCUCCUCUUCAGCAUCACCAUCAUCGCCUCUGUGACCUGCUGCUUCCUCCGCAAACUGGCCAAACGCUAAAGGCCACGCCAGGCCGGGAUCUCCAGGGUCUCCCAUCGCUGGUGGAAGCCGCUGGAUGCGGGGGCGAGGGAGUGGGGG